AGUUGUGUUGUGGCUGUAUAUAAAAUUCCUUUGCUUCAACUAUCUAGGUAACAAAACAGUGUAAAAAAACUUAACUCUCAACAAAAAAAAGUGCGAGGCAGCCAAGUAAAUGGCGUCUCAAGUUGUUUUUUAUUCGAUAUCAAUGUGUUUCUAACAUCUUUGUGUCGCUUGUAUUGGUAUCGUGACAGUGAUAUUAAUUUAAUUAUUAUCUUUAAUGUUUCAUUGAACAGUUGUGGUUAUUUCGUCGACGUUUCACCAUUUGCCGUGAAACAAUGGCGUCUAAUGAUUCCCACGUAAAAGUUAAUGAAAAUUGUGAUAUCUUGGACGAUUGCUACAGUUCAUGCAGCGAAACAGAUGCCGGUGAAGGUACCAAGCGCCGUAGAGUGACUCAUGACUAUCGAAAACUUUCGAAAUUGGGACAUGAUCCAAGUGUGUCAACUAAUUUAAAACAUGCAACUACUGUUUUCAAAGAUCGAAAGCGUAAAGGCAGUACGGAUUCCAAGGAGUUGGCAGUGUGGGGUGAGAAUGCACGACCAGCCAAAUGCAGCAAGAUAUGGCCAGUGUUUGACUCCGGAGGGUUCGGAGAUGCUUCAAUGUUAACUCUCCACAUUGUGCAGAAAUCGAUACCAUUAAAGAAUCCGCUGUUGUUUAGUAAUAACAGUCUGGGUAUAGACCUCGAUAACAUUCGAUUAGAUUGGUUCGGUGGCAUCAAUACUUCAAAGAAACAAAUGCAUCUCUCAAACACCAUUCCCAGGGAUGAUCUCACUAAACGCAUAUACUCUUCGGUGUCGAAGCAGCUCAGGAUAAUAAACACGCAUCUACAGAGAUCCAUGUUCAGAUACAAGUAUCCCAAAGUAACGAGAGCUAAUGUUCUGUUGGAGUCCUCUACUUCCAGACGUCUGUCGACACACUUCAGUUUGUCACUGAGAGCUAUAAAGUUCCAGUCCACGCCCAGGAGGCAGCUGCCGUGCUAUGGGAACCUGGAGCUACCUCUGAAGAUGAAGCAAGAGAUAUCCACACAGUUCUAUCCAGUGAUCAGUAGGAGCUUACACACGGAGAGUGACCAUAGUGAUGUUAAAGUGAAAGUUGAAAGGGAACUUGUUAAAUAUGAAGAAGAGAAGGAGAAGAAGAAAGGAGACAGAGAGAGGGAGAGGGAGAGAGACAGAGAUAGAUCGCAUUCAUCUCGUCACUCGUGUCAGCAGUGCAAGCGUCGCGCCAAGGUGAAGAGGUGUUCCAUAGGAGUCCAGUGCAGGAGGGAGCGCGCGCCGCCGCUGUGGGGUCCGCGGGCACACAGCCUGCAGCUCAAGGAACUCAAGUAUCACAGACUGAUGCGUGUGGAGACUCAUCCUAACGGCGGCGCCAGUGUAGUGUACCUUUACCAGCACGACGUGGACAUGUUGAGUGCAAUACAGCAGGAGGAGCUGGCCAAGGAAUUCUUGAAGCUGGUGUUCUCGGAGGACAGCGAGGGCUGGGCUAACUACGUGUGUGGUGUAGUGCGAGGUGCCGCGGGCAGGCUGCCGUGUCUUCUGCAGUACCUCGCGGAGACCUACCCCACGCUCACCGUGAAGGCCGGAGUCCUCGCCAGAGCCUCGGACAUAGAGACCACCACCAUCAGCAGAUACUACCAACAGGUGCAGCAGUCGUACCUGGCGGGCACAUUCAGGUCUGGACCUCUCCAUCAGAUAUCAUUAGUGGGGACGGUGCAUGAAGAAGUCGGGGGGUACUUCCCGGACAUGCUGGACAUGUUGACGGAUUGCCCCUUCCUUAAACUGACGAUGCCGUGGGGCCCGAUGUCCGCGGUGGAGAUGGAGCCGCAGGAGUCCAACGACGGACCCAUACUGUGGAUCAGGCCGGGGGAGCAGCUCGUGCCCACGGCGGAGCUAGGAAAGAGUCCCAUUAAGAAGAGACGAACCGGCAUGAACGAGCUCCGGAACCUGCAGUACCUGCCGCGGUGGAACGAGGCACGGGAGUUCCUGUUCGAGGACAGGACGCGGGCGCACGCCGACCACGUAGGACACGGACUCGAUAGGAUCACUACGGCAGCCGUCGGCGUGUUGAAGGCGGUGCAGUGCGGAGACUGUGAGCGCGGCCGCAUCACCAAGGACGUGGUGGCCUUCCACGCGGCGGACUUUAACAAGCUGGUGCAGCUGCUGCAGCUGGACCUGUACGAGCCUCCCAUCUCACAGUGCGUCACGUGGCUAGAAGAGGCAAAGCUCAACCAACUGCGGAGAGAGGGAGUUCGUUAUUCGCGCCUCCCUCUGUGCUCUGAUGACGUUUACUUCCUGCCUCGGAACAUCAUCCAUCAGUUCAGGACCGUGUCCGCUGUGACGUCCAUCGCCUGGCAUCUCCGUCUGAAGCAGUACUACCCCGGCUCUGAGGCGUCUUCUCCGGCCGACGAGCGAGCCGCGCCCGCCACGCCCAGGGACGACCUCGCGGAAAAUAAAUCAACGAAACAUAAAAGCGGGGUCAUAGAGAUGAGGGCGCUGAGUGCCAAGUUCAAAGAGAAGGCGGCUUUGAAGAUAACGGAGAGCAGGAAGAGCUUAGACGAUCAGAGUAAAGAUAGACAGACGAGCAGGGCAGAAGACAAGAAGGAGAGACGGACAGAGAAACAUUAUAGAACAGAGAAGAUAGAGAAAGGCGAGAAACACUCCCACAGGCAUAGAGACGCUGAGAAACAUAGAGCCGAGAGGUCGGAUAGGACGUCCGAUAAACAAGACGUGAGAACGUUGGAUAAAGAAAAUAAAGUUGACAAGGCUGAUAGAAGUGACAAAGGAGAGCGGCCGGAGAGAGACAAGACGGAUGCGAAGGUCACAGAGAGGAGUGAACGUGCUGAGAAAAGUGACAAGUCGGAUAAGUUGGACGGAAAGAGUGAGAGGACAGACAAGGUCGAGACGAGAACUGAGAGAACGGAUAAAGAAGAAGCGAAACCUGAAACGUCCGAGAAACUUGAAGUGAAAUCCGAAAAAUUUGAAGUGAAAUCCGAAAAAUCCGACAGAACAGAGAAACCCGAGCAGAGGACGGAAAAGACAGAAACCAGGACAGAGAAAGAGAACAGGACGGACAAAGACGAGCGAUCCAACAAGUCGCACGCCCACAGGAAACACUCCUCGAGACACAGAUCGUCACAUCACAAGGACAGGUCGAGCGACAGGAGAGAGCACAGGAGACACAGGGCGGGCGACAAGAAACAAGAGAGGCACGCGGAGAAGAGUGACAAGCUGGACUGUGACAAGUUACCCAGGGUCGUGCACCGCUCACCCGACUAGUGACCCUGGCCAGCGACACAGGACCUUGUGACACACACAGACACACGCGGCAGUAGACACAAUAGUACUGUUGUUCCAUUAUAUUACUCAUAACACAUCGCCCGGGUCACACCCGGCAUGUAGGCUCCUCAACCUCAGCUCCUCAACCAAACUACUAUGUCUGUGACUAAAUUGUCCAAAUCUUACUUGCCCGUCGAUGAAGCGUGUUUGUCACAUUGAGAGUCCGGUCGGGAGAUUUGACCUCCGACCGCACAAGGUUCUAAUCACGAGGAAUUAACGUAACAUAGGAUCAACCUUGUAAAUAGUAGGAUAAGGGUCUCGUAGAGGCUACCGAGAGGACGGAGGGACGCCCAGUUUUAGACAGUUACAGUAUUACGAGAAGCCUCCGUAUGAAACGUGGAGGAGUUGGAUCGUCGCGCCUUACAGUCUGUACGGAGAGCGAGAGAGAGAGAGAGAGCUGGUUGUAUAUUUUUGUAACUUCUAAAACUGCGUUAUGAUUGUGAUGAAAGAGUUUUAAUGAACACGAAAAUAUAAUAAGUGAAGCGAGGAGAGUUCACUCACACACUUCUAAAGAAACUGCACUUAAAGUUGAAAAUAUAUUAAAUAAGUUAAGGCUAGAGUAAUUCUUUUGUGAUUUUUAUUAAAUUAUUUAUUACGUCCCUUGUCGGAGGAAGCGACCGCUCGGGUCGUUUGUUUAGAGGAAGGUGUAUACGAGGGCCAGACUAGCGACGACCGGGUACGGACCUUAAACACGACCCACUCUAAGGAGCUCGAUACACUCUAGUGAUAUAUAUAUAUAUAUUUUGUUUUUGUAAAUUUAUACAAAUAACAUUCGAAUGAUUCGUCUAUUUUCCUUGUCUUUAUCCGACUAAUAUUAUUUUUGAGAUGUCUGGAAUAUUUUCUUAAAUAUAUUUUUACUGGAAUCGUAUGAUUUUGUAUGAGUAGUCUGUCAGCCCUCUCACUGACCGUUCCGAAGAGCCGUGAAGAUCGCGUGACUGGAGAAGUAAACAAUGAAGACACCACUGAAUGUUUGUACCACAGUUGAUUAUUAAAUUUCAAUAGAUUUCUA
Molecule: messenger RNA, 4335 nt
Organism: Danaus plexippus (monarch butterfly)
Lineage: Eukaryota; Metazoa; Arthropoda; Insecta; Lepidoptera; Nymphalidae
Exons: 12
Coding region: 273-3266 (997 amino acids)
Cellular component (GO): nucleus
Source: RefSeq, a predicted model, not a curated record